Solanum verrucosum is the source of this 1346-nucleotide messenger RNA. RefSeq names its product probable LRR receptor-like serine/threonine-protein kinase At3g47570. Gene Ontology annotation, molecular function: protein kinase activity; ATP binding. Bases 150 to 1346 code for a protein of 398 amino acids. Gene Ontology annotation, biological process: protein phosphorylation. Lineage: Eukaryota; Viridiplantae; Streptophyta; Magnoliopsida; Solanales; Solanaceae. The transcript has 2 exons. The record is from RefSeq and is a predicted model, not a curated record.
UUGAUCUUUCUCUAGCACAUAAUAGAUUAGAGGGGCCUAUUCCAGAAUCAUUUGGCAAAUUGUUGGCAUUGGAAUUCUUGGAUUUGUCCUAUAACAAUCUUAGUGGUGAAAUUCCAAAGUCAUUAGAAGCUCUAGUGUAUCUCAAAUCCAUGAAUUUCUCAUUCAAUAAACUCAGUGGAGAAAUUCCCAUUAGCGGUCCUUUUGCAAAUGUCCCUAGUCAAUCUUUCUUGUCCAAUUAUGCACUCUGUGGUGACUCCCGGUUUAACGUAAAACCUUGUCAAACCAAAUCUACAAAGAAGUCAAGAAGAAAAAGAGUGCUUAUAGGUUUAUAUACGCUGUUAGGGAUUGUGUCACUCCUUGUGUUGGUAGUUGGAUAUGUGGUGUUAAGAUUGAGAAAGACAAAGAAGAAUGCAAGUCAAGCAGAUGUGUGUCUGGUAAAAGAACAUGAAAGAAUUUCCUAUUAUGAACUUGAACAUGCAACAGAAGGAUUCGACGAAAGCAACUUGCUUGGUACAGGGAGUUUUAGCAUGGUCUACAAAGGGAUACUUAAGGAUGGUACUCUUUUGGCAGCAAAGGUAUUCAAUGUGCAAUUGGAGGGUGCAUUCAAAAGUUUUGACACUGAAUGUGAGAUACUCCGCAACCUUCGCCACAGAAAUCUGACCAAAGUUAUUACAAGCUGUGCAAACCUUGAUUUCAAGGCCCUGGUGUUGGAAUACAUGCCCAAUGGGACACUUGAUAAAUGGUUAUACUCCCACAACUUGUUCUUGAACUUAUUACAGAGAUUGGAUAUAAUGAUAGAUGUUGCAUCUGCAAUUGACUAUCUCCACAAUGGUCAUACAACGCCUGUGGUUCAUUGUGACUUGAAGCCAAGUAAUGUCUUGCUAGAUCAGGAAAUGGUUGGUCAUGUCAGUGAUUUUGGCAUUGCGAAAUUGCUAGGUGAAGGGGAGGCUUUUGUCCAAACAAGGACAAUUUCAACCAUUGGAUAUAUUGCUCCAGAGUAUGGACAAGAUGGAAUAGUAUCCACGAGCUGUGAUGUUUAUAGUUUUGGCACCCUGAUAAUGGAGACAUUCACAAGAAAGAGACCAAGUGAUGAAAUAUUUACCGGAGAAUUGAGCAUACAACGUUGGGUUAGUAAUUCCUUCCCAACUGGAAUUCAUAAGGUGGUGGAUUACUAUUUGGUACAGUCAGGGGAUGAACAUAUUGAUGCAAAGCUGCAAUGUUUGUUAUCUAUCAUGGAAUUAGCUUUGAGUUGCACUUUAGUGACACCUGAUGCAAGAAUUAGCAUGAAAUAUGCUCUUUCAACACUGAAAAUGAUUAGGCUACAACUUGUUAUUAGUCGGCACUAG